UUUCUCCGCCUCGCCUUCUUCUCUUCCCUUCGCUUCGCUUUCGUUUUCGCUUCGCGCCCAGCCGCUUCCCGGAUUCGGGGUUCGCUCCUCCGGCCGCCUUCCUCCAAACUCGGGAUCAGCCCUCUUCGGACGUGCACCGAAACCCGCGUGUUUCCUUCCCGUCCUCCCGAUGGCCACCUUGGAGAUCUCCCCCGCGUGCGAGGCGCAGGUGAACUCCUUCAAGGAGAAUCUUUGCGUCCAGGCUGAAGAACUUGUCGCCAGAAGAUUCCCUGAGAAAGUUGUAGAACUCAGUAAUUUUCUGAAGGCCCCGGAAUUGAAUGUGGCAGAUCUGGUUUCGCUCCGCGCCGAAUUAGAUAUUCCCGUACCGGAUCCCAAAAAGGACGAGGAACGUCGCAAACAGCGGGAGAAAGAAGAGAAGGAAAAGGAGGAGAAAAAAGAAGAGAAGACUGCUAAGAAGGCAUCAGAGGAUGAAGACAAAGCGCCACCGUGUGGCCCGGUUUGCCACAACGAGAAGAUCACCACUCUGCUGAACCGCGUCAAGCCGGAGAUCCAGGGCGCCAAAGAAAAACUGAAUGUGAUUUGUCUCUGGCUGCAGCUUCUCGUACCCCGGAUCGAAGACGGGAACAAUUUUGGGGUUGCGGUUCAGGAAAAAGUGUAUGAAUUGUUGACAGCAGCUCGGACGAAGCUGGAAGGGUUUCAAACACACAUUUCCAAGUAUUAUUCGGAACGGGGCGACGCCGUUUCCAAAGCUGCUAAAAGUCCCCACGUGGGAGACUACCGCCAGCUGGUCCACGAGAUCGACGAAGCGGAAUAUGCCGAAAUCCGAUUCAUGAUCAACGAAUUGAGAAACAUUUACGCUGUGAUCUACGACAGCGUCCUGAAGAAUUUCGACAAGAUUAAGAAACCCCGGGAUGAAAACAAAGGGAUGAUCUAUUGAGCGGUUCAGCCAGCGAUCGGGAGCAAAGCGAAUGGGGUCACCUCCCGGAUCCUUUUGCCUUCCCUGAUCUACUCGAUCCUCUUGAAAUAAAACAGAUCUGGUAAAACAUA
Molecule: messenger RNA, 1047 nt
Organism: Ahaetulla prasina
Lineage: Eukaryota; Metazoa; Chordata; Lepidosauria; Squamata; Colubridae
Gene: PSME1
Product: proteasome activator subunit 1
Exons: 11
Coding region: 170-937 (255 amino acids)
Biological process (GO): positive regulation of endopeptidase activity; regulation of G1/S transition of mitotic cell cycle; regulation of proteasomal protein catabolic process
Cellular component (GO): proteasome activator complex; cytoplasm; nucleoplasm
Molecular function (GO): endopeptidase activator activity
Source: RefSeq, a predicted model, not a curated record